UUCCUCGUUUGACAGCAGGGGCUUGUUUUACAGCACAAAACAACAAGGAUGAAGAUUUCAUGGGACGAUGCGGCAACAGACAUGAUCGAGGAGACGUUAAGCUGAAAGGCCAUCAGCUUUAUCUCUAUCUCCGGCUGUGCGCUACGAAACAAACGCCAGGCAACUUGAAUAUCGACUGAACUGCAGAUGAAUGUCUGUGCCUUAACUGCCCCUGCAUUUGUUGUUGUUAGCCGCUAAUGCUAACCGUAGAAGUUCCGAGCUAGCUGGCCUAGCGUGCUAAUGGUUAAAGCGAGGAAACGAUAAUUAGCCGCAUAUGUUUGAUUUACUUAACGCUGUCCCGGCGAGUAUGCUCGGCGUUUGGUAGCCGAUGGAGCCAGCCAACCUCGGCUUCAGUAGUUCAAGAACUGCAGCUUUGGCUGAGCUUUUAAAGUACCAACCGUAGUAGUUACCUAGUUAGCUUACCAGUUAGCCACCACUACCCCUGGAAGAAUGAGUAGAAAACACCAUCAUUUUAAAGGAGCCGAAGUCAGUUGCUGUGUGAAAUACUUCCUAUUUGGAUUCAACAUUUUAUUCUGGUUACUAGGAGCCGCAUUCUUGGGCAUAGGCCUGUGGGCAUGGGCGGAGAAGGGCGUGCUGUCCAAUCUGUCAUCCAUCACAGACCUAGGGGGCUUCGACCCCGUGUGGCUCUUCAUCGUCGUAGGAGGGGUCAUGUUCAUCCUGGGCUUUGCCGGCUGCAUUGGAGCGCUCAGAGAGAACACCUCCCUGCUUAAAUUUUUUUCUGUGUUCCUGGGUUUGAUCUUCUUCUUGGAGCUGACUGCGGGGAUCCUCGCCUUUGUCUUUAAGGACUGGAUCAAAGACCAGCUCAACUUUUUCAUCAACAAUAAUGUCAAGGCCUACCGUGAUGACAUCGACUUGCAGAAUCUCAUUGACUUUGCCCAGGAAUAUUGGUCAUGCUGUGGAGCUCACGGGCCCGACGACUGGAACCUAAACAUCUACUUCAACUGCACUGAGCUGAACCCCAGUAGGGAGCGCUGUGGAGUCCCGUUCUCCUGCUGUGUCAAAGACCCUGCAGAGGAUGUCAUCAACACGCAGUGUGGUUAUGAUGUUCGGCUUCAAGGGGACCUGGACCGGCAGAAAUAUAUCUACACUAAGGGCUGUGUGGGACAGUUUGAGAAGUGGCUUCAGGACAACCUGAUUAUUGUAGCUGGAAUCUUUGUUGGUAUUGCACUUUUACAGAUUUUUGGUAUCUGCCUCGCUCAAAACCUCGUGAGCGACGUCAAAGCUGUCAAAGCCAACUGGUGACAGGAGAGGUGAUGUGAGGGAGCCCUGCCCCGCCCCUCAAGCCCAGCCAGGUCAACGCAGCACACAAAGAGUCCCGUCCAGCUAAAGAUGGAGAGCCGAGAAACCUUCUGUCUACUUUGCCAUUGAGCUAAGCAGCACAUACGCACUCUCACACUUGCAUACAUGCAGACACAAAGAGUUUACUUCCCUGUUUGUAUGUGACACUUGAAUGGGGAGAUGAAUAUCCCACACAAACCAAACAGUCAAAACUUUGUUUACCACUCAUCUGGGAUUUUAACCCAAAUAUACAGAGGACGGUCCUGCCUACUACAUAGUUAGAUUUUUUUUUUCUGUUUCCUCUGAUUCUGUUCUGUGGACGUGUAUUUCUGGGGCGCAGUUGCACAAGGACUCCUGACAGCUGGGAGAUUGGAAGCCAUGGAUGAAGCGUAAAAACAAAAACAAUAGCAAAGGGACAAUAAAGUCUCUUUUUUUAGGUCAAGCGUCACAUUGUCACAGAGCCUCUGCCCACUCAGUGAGGGGUUGAACAUCUUCUACAAAACAGCCUGUUUUUAACGUGCUUGUCCCCACUUCCUGCUGUAGGGAAUUGUGGGCGGCUGGCCGGGCCGGCCAACAAACACAUGGAUUCCCUCUGCGUGUCAUUUCUUCUCUCUCCAUCGUGACCUUUUAUGACCACUGAAAAGACUUUGAACACUGGCUGGUCAAGUCUGCAACUUCAUAUUAAUUCAGGAGAUUUAAAUUCUUACUCAAAAUGUAAAAAAAAAAAAGUGCCAUUAAUUUCCGGUGAUAUUUUUGUCUCCUUCCUGUUCUCUACAUGGAAUUUCUGCACCCCGCCCCACAGUACCUCAGGGCAUGGCCGAAAAUGUACGAGUUCUGCCACCGGUUAAAAGCAUAUCUAUUUUUUUCCAUCCAUGUCUGUUGAAUUUAAAUAGACUAACUUAAUGCAGAAAACACUGACAGUUCCUCGAAAGUCGCCCUGUCCUGUUAGCCCUGCAGUGAUUGUAUUAUCCGUAGAUUUACUGAAGGAUGUUGUAUUGUAUUAUAUGGAAUGACCUGGUGUGGUUAGGAUCGUAGUUCUAUGCUAUACAGGGACAAAGGGUUUAUGAUAGCUGAGAUUGUUGUUUAUCUCUGAGCAUCCCUCAGGCACAUGGGAUUGCUGGUUUGGGGCCUUUUUUACUUGACCUAUGUUACCACAUUUGUCUUACAUUUUGUCCUUUUACAUAUUGAAAAUGAGAAUAUUUGUCUGUUUAAAGAUGUCCUCUAUUCAUCCUUUAUUUCCUGUCCUUUCAUAGACACAGAUUUUUAAUCUGGGUUCAUUGUUUGACUUCACCAGGCACCUGUUUUACCUCCGACCCAUCAGUCAGCUGAGAAAUAGCAGUUUAUUGUUGAUGUUGUUAGCAGUCCAAAUGGAGACCAAAUAAUAUCAGCUGGCCACAAGCUAACUGCCAAGGUUUUGUCUGGCUAUAAUUGUGAUUUUAUUAGGAAUGCCAAGAAUAACAAAAAGCAUUUCUACAUAGCCAAAAUGUGAAUUUAUUGUCCCUUUUAUGUGGGGAAAGUGCCAGUUGUAAUGAGAAGUCAAACAAAAAUUAAAAACAAUGUUACAGUAUCACUUUUAUCUUUAAUUCAAUGUUGUGUCUUUUGUUUGGACUGGUUUUUAAAUAGAAUAGUAAAAACAUGCUGUUACCUUUUUGAUAUUAGCAACAGCCUCAAUAUAACAUGAAUGCUGCUUUAACGUUGUCUAGAUUUAUUGAUAUGUAGUACAAUAACCAAGCUAACAACACAUGAAAGCAUUUGGACUAUUUGCCAUGUUGUUUUUGUUUCCAGGCUUCUGAUGAUUUGUUCUUUUCUCAAGUUUACAAUUUGUACUCAGCUUAUUUUGCUCAUUAUAAAAAGAAAGAGACUCUUGGAUCACAGCAUUAAGUCAUCCUCACAGCAUUUCAUCUUCGUCCAUCAUCCUGACAGAAUGUAGUUUCUGAUAUGACUGGGUUCACUUGAUAUUUUUCUGUCUGCAUUUAACCACUACAGUUGUUUCUGGUUGUAGCAGUAUCACUCAGAUACACAGCGCAGGCCUGAAUGUGGGUGGGGCUUACUGGACAACACACAGGCUCAUAUCCAGACACACUCGGCAAACAUGUUUUGUACAGCAAACCUUUUCCUGCUUCCCCGAGUCUGUCUGUAGAAAAAAAAUAUAUAUAAAAUAAAAUAAUAUAUAUAUAUAUAUAUAUAUAUAUAUAUAUAUAUACAUAUAUAUUUAUGUUCAGUAACAGCACGUUAUGAUGCCGUGCUGUGCUCGACAUGUCGCAUGUCGCUUUCGCCCACGCGCUCCCUCUUCAGAACCCUACCUGAUCCGACUGCACCUGCUUCAGAGCCUGUCAUUUUGAUGUAUUUUUACACGCAGGGCUCGUUUGGCAAAAAAAAGAAGAGCAACACAAGACAAAACAACAAUCAUUUGGAUUUCGAUGUCAUGAAUGCGGGAGUAGAAUAGAUCCAGAAGAGCACGAUGCAUCUGUACUGGAGUGACUGAAGUGAGUCUUAAUGACUUCUCUCAGUUGAAAUAGAUGAGUUUCCAUAGGAGACGCUCAUUCAUCUGAGCGCUUAAGGUGUAAUCAGUUGAGUAAGAGCCUCAAGCAAUCUGAGAGAACAGACUUUUUUCCUCCUCCUUCAGAUCAAAUAUAGAAACAUUUACAUGAUAAAACACAACUUGCAGCUCUUGUAAAUUCUCACCCAAAGUUGCCACAUUUGCCUGAUGUGACAUGAUUUCUCUCUGUUCUUCUAAAUAUGUGUGUGGGCCUCUUUGAUUUCACUAACUGUUGUGAAUCAAUCUGUCCCACUCGGGUCUAGAAGAUCAGGAUGAAACCAGUGUUUAUUUUCCCUCACUACCUUUCUAGUUUAAUCUUUUGAAAAGUGGGUUGAAGCAGAUAAUGUGUGAUUAAUUAGUUCAACAAAUCUUUGAAGUGUUUUCAUUUUUUUUUUUUUCUAAAA
Messenger RNA from Epinephelus moara (kelp grouper), 4281 nucleotides. RefSeq names its product tetraspanin 17 (gene tspan17). Gene Ontology annotation, biological process: protein localization to plasma membrane; protein maturation; regulation of vascular endothelial growth factor signaling pathway. NCBI's taxonomy places the organism in Eukaryota, Metazoa, Chordata, Actinopteri, Perciformes, Serranidae. The record is from RefSeq and is a predicted model, not a curated record. The transcript is spliced from 8 exons. Gene Ontology annotation, cellular component: membrane. The coding region runs from base 490 to 1302 and encodes 270 amino acids.